Musca vetustissima is the source of this 807-nucleotide messenger RNA. It is a transcript of the gene Atg5, whose product is annotated as autophagy protein 5. Gene Ontology annotation, biological process: C-terminal protein lipidation; cellular response to nitrogen starvation; autophagy of mitochondrion. Lineage: Eukaryota; Metazoa; Arthropoda; Insecta; Diptera; Muscidae. The transcript is spliced from 6 exons. Bases 1 to 807 code for a protein of 268 amino acids. Gene Ontology annotation, cellular component: cytoplasm; phagophore assembly site membrane; Atg12-Atg5-Atg16 complex. The record is from RefSeq and is a predicted model, not a curated record.
AUGGCUAAUGAUAGAGAAGUACUUCGGAUGAUAUGGGAAGGACAAUUGGCUCUAUGUUUCCAAGCAGAUCCUGAUGAAAUAGUUGGGCUUCAACAACCGGAAAAUUUUUAUUUGAUGGUGUCUCGUCUCAGUUAUUUACCAUUAGUCACAGACAAAGUUAAAAAAUAUUUUAGUCGGUUUAUUGCCGACAGCCAACAAGAUGGAGUAGUAUGGUUUGAUUGCAAUGGCACUCCUCUGAAGCUUCAUUAUCCGAUUGGAAUUCUAUACGAUUUGUUUCAAGAAGAGGGAAGUCAACCGUGGUGUCUAACAAUACACUUUUCAAAAUUUCCAGAAGAUACAUUGGUAAAAUUUGACACAAAAGACUUGCUGGAAUCUUAUUAUAUGUCGUGCUUAAAAGAAGCAGACGUUCUAAAGCAUAGAGGUCAAGUUAUAUCUUCGAUGCAAAAAAAGGAACACAACCAAUUGUGGAUUGGACUGGUAAAUGAUAAAUUCGACCAAUUUUGGGCUAUUAAUCGCAGAUUAAUGGAACUCAAUGGUGAACAGGAAUGCUUUAAAUACGCCCCUGCAAGAUUUUAUAAUGAGGAUGGUACUUACAUGCAGAAACUUGUGUCUCCAAUCACAGCCAGUGGGAAAAAGAAAACCGUGAAAGAUUUGCUGGAAGAAUUGUCUACACCUGAACGAAAGGCAGUUGGAGUAAAAACGCAUGGAAUCGUUAUACACACCGAAACUCAUCUGCAGUGGAUGUCCGAACACCUAAGCUACCCCGAUAACUUCCUUCAUUUGGUAAUUGUUUACCAUAGUGGUUAA